Molecule: messenger RNA, 1843 nt
Organism: Lepus europaeus (European hare)
Lineage: Eukaryota; Metazoa; Chordata; Mammalia; Lagomorpha; Leporidae
Gene: KCNN4
Product: potassium calcium-activated channel subfamily N member 4
Exons: 9
Coding region: 127-1395 (422 amino acids)
Biological process (GO): potassium ion transmembrane transport
Cellular component (GO): neuronal cell body; neuron projection; plasma membrane
Molecular function (GO): intermediate conductance calcium-activated potassium channel activity; small conductance calcium-activated potassium channel activity; calmodulin binding
Source: RefSeq, a predicted model, not a curated record
GCACAGCCCCAGAGCCGGCGGAGCCCAGGGGCUGGCGACCUGCAUGCCACAGUGGCUGCCCUUUGCGUGCUGCGGGGUAGGGGACCCUGGGCAGGAAGCUGGCUGAGCCCCAAGACCCCGGGGGCCAUGGGCGGGGAGCUGGUGCCUGGCCUGGGGGCCCUGCGGCGGCGAAAGCGCCUGCUGGAGCAGGAGAAGUGGCUGGCGGGCUGGGCGCUGGCGCUGGCGGGAAUUGGCAUCGGGCUCAUGGUGCUGCACGCCGAGAUGCUGUGGUUUGGGGGCUGCCCGUGGGCCCUCUACCUCUUCCUGGUGAAGUGCAUGAUCAGCGGGUCCACCUUCCUGCUCCUGUGCCUCAUCGUGGCCUUUCACGCCAAAGAGGUCCAGCUGUUCAUGACGGACAACGCGCUCCGCGACUGGCGCGUGGCGCUCACCGGGCGGCAGGCGGCGCAGAUCCUGCUGGAGCUGGCGGUGUGCGGGCUGCACCCGGCCCCCGUGCGGGGCCCGCCGUGCGCGCAGGGCUCCGCGACGCCGGCCUGGCCGGGCUUCCUGGACCAGGGAGAGGCGCUGCUGUCGCUGGCGAUGCUGCUGCGCCUGUACCUGGUGCCCCGCGCCGUGCUCCUGCGCAGCGGCGUGCUGCUCAACGCGUCCUACCGCAGCAUCGGCGCUCUCAACCAGGUCCGCUUCCGCCACUGGUUCGUGGCCAAGCUGUACAUGAACACGCACCCGGGCCGCCUGCUGCUGGGCCUCACGCUUGGCCUCUGGCUCACCACCGCCUGGGUUCUGUCCGUGGCUGAGAGGCAGGCUGUGAACGCCACAGGGCACCUCUCAGACACGCUGUGGCUCAUCCCCAUCACGUUCCUGACCAUCGGCUACGGGGACGUGGUGCCGGGCACCAUGUGGGGCAAGAUCGUGUGUCUGUGCACCGGAGUCAUGGGGGUGUGCUGCACAGCGCUGCUGGUGGCCGUGGUGGCCCGGAAGCUGGAGUUCAACAAGGCCGAGAAACACGUGCACAACUUCAUGAUGGACAUCCAGUACGCCAAGGAGAUGAAGGAGUCAGCAGCUCGCGUGCUGCAGGAGGCCUGGAUGUACUACAAGCACACGCGCAGGAAGGACUCGGGGGCCACCCGCCGGCACCAGCGCAGGCUGCUGGCCGCCAUCCACACGUUCCGCCAGGUGCGGCUAAAACACCGGAAGCUCAGGGAACAGGUGAACUCCAUGGUGGACAUCUCCAAGAUGCACAUGAUCCUGAGUGACCUGCAGCUGGGCCUCAGCAGCUCGCACCAGGCUCUGGAGAAGAGGAUCGACGCGCUGGCCGGGAAGCUGGACACCCUCGCCGAGCUGCUCAGCGCCGCCCUGGGGCCACAGCAGUUGCCAGCACCCAGCCAGGAGGCCACGUAGCGGGACCCACGGAGGAAGAUCCAGGCUACUUCCCUAGGACAGGGGUCAGGACGUCCUUCCCGCCACUCCUGCCCCGGCACAGAGAGAAAAGCGCGAGACCCCGAGGGGGCCCCGCCCCAGGGUGGGCUGCCCGAGUGGACCCUGGCUGAAGGGGGCACGCCUCGGCCCACCCGAGGCCCCAUGUGGGAACGUGGCCACCACCACCCAACUUCCUACUGGACAGGACCUCGGCUUCGGUUAGAAGUGGAGCUGCCGGGCAGCUUCGGCCUCGGCUGGGUGGUGGAACCGAAGGAGCUGGGUCUGAGGCCCGGGAGGGGCCGGACGCGGCGCCCCCUGGUGGGACAGCAAGGAGGACACCCGUUUUCCAACGCUGCAGGGACGACCUGGUGGGGAGGAGGGAGAGCAACUCACCAGUCUCUGCUUCUGGUCUGCAAUAAACCCUGAACAA